AUGGCUUACAACAAAUCCUACAACCCCGAUGCGCUGCCAGCUCAUGCUGAGCCAGAAGAGGUCGCGCAGAUGUUAGGCAAUAUGACUGUAUCAGGCCAAAGUCACACCCCAGGCCUCAGCCAGAAACCGCUCCCCUCUCGCCCACCGCCGCAAACAAGUCACAGCAGCGGUAUUCCUCCCCGCGUUCCUGUAUCCAGCGCGCCCCCGCAACACGCAUACGCUGCAGCGCCCCCGCGGCACGAAGCCCUACCCCACCACUCCGUCUCCUACAACGGACGCUCCUCUUCAGCAAAUGCGCCUCCGCCGAACCAAGUUCCCAGUCACAGCCAGUCGCAAUCUCGUCCUCACCCUCUCCACCCUUCCCCACCGCCCCAAAACUAUGGUUUCGGCCCCCCGCCAGUGCAUCCCCAGCGCAGCAGACCCCCACCCUCCUCACGGCCUCCCCAAUCGCCCGUUCCACCACCAUUGACAGCACCCAGCAAUGAUCCGCAACAACUCUUUCCCCUCUUCCGCGCCGCGAACGCCUCUCAUUCUGGCGCUCUUACAGAAGGGGAGCUCGGCAGCGCACUUGUAAAUGGUGACUACACGUCCUUCCAUCCGCGGACGGUCAGGCUGAUGAUCCGGAUGUUUGACCGUGAUGGGAGCGGGACAAUCAAUUUCGAAGAGUUCGUCUCGUUGUGGCGGUAUUUGGCUGCGUGGCGGGAGUUGUUUGAUCGCUUUGACGAGGAUCGCAGCGGGCGUGUCAGUCAGCCAGAGUUUGAGAAGGCGCUUGUUGCGUUCGGAUACCGUCUCAGUGGGAAGUUUAUUUCUGUUAUCUUUGGUGUCUUUGAAGCAAAGGGAAAGCAGAUCAGCAAUGCGCCUAAGGAUCCUAGGUCUACUGGUAUGAGCUUUGAUCUUUUCGUUCAGGCCUGUAUUAGUCUGAAGCGUAUGACGGAUGUCUUUAAGCGGUACGAUGAGGAUCGGGAUGGGUACAUUACUCUGAGCUUCGAAGAGGCUCUAACAGAGAUUCUUUUAUUGCAGGAAUAA
Penicillium vulpinum is the source of this 1026-nucleotide messenger RNA. Its product is annotated as EF-hand domain-containing protein. Gene Ontology annotation, molecular function: calcium ion binding. The record is from RefSeq and is a predicted model, not a curated record. The transcript has 4 exons. Lineage: Eukaryota; Fungi; Ascomycota; Eurotiomycetes; Eurotiales; Aspergillaceae. Bases 1 to 1026 code for a protein of 341 amino acids.